Molecule: messenger RNA, 1381 nt
Organism: Ilex paraguariensis (yerba mate)
Lineage: Eukaryota; Viridiplantae; Streptophyta; Magnoliopsida; Aquifoliales; Aquifoliaceae
Source: the annotation of a GenBank genome assembly
UGAAAACAAACCAGAACCCAACAAGAGCAAAAAGCGCAGAAACGAAAAACCCAAAAAGGCCAUGAAAACAGUAGUUCUAACCUCAGAGUCGUCUGUAAAAUCCUUCGCCAGCACAAACAUGGAAUCUGAAUCCCGAGAUAGUUGUUACUUUCCGGGAUGCCGAAAAGAUGCUAAUUGCGGAUGCGAAAUCUGCAUAGCUAGCAUCAACGCUACCCUUGAUUUAAUGCCGCAAAGCAUCCAAAGAAGCUCUCUCACUAAGCUCUCGGUUUCGAAACCCAUUCCUAGAAGCCCGGUUUCGUUCAAUCCCUCGUUUCUUUCCACACCCAGAUCGAGUACUCCAACAGUUUUGGUGUCCCCGCCGCUGAAUUCUACAGCCAGAAUGGGUUUUCAUGAGAAGAUUAAGAGGAAGAAGAGAGAGUUGGGUAUUGGGUUUAUGUUGAUGAGACUGUUUCGGACUCUGAGCUUGGUUUUUCUGGCGGAGUUUGGGUUUUCUUGGGUGGUUUCUGGGGUUUUUCAACCUAAAUUGUCGCCUGAUAUUAUAAGGCAUGUGGGCCAGAAAUCAUGGGUAUUGCCAGAUUUGAAUGAAAGACUAUCAUUCUUGAAGAAAGAAAUAGAAAAUUUGGUUCAAGAGGAGGCUUCAAACUGUAGCACUGAUAAUUCUGUAUGGGACAUCAAUCAGGAUGGUUUGCUCUUGAAUUCGCAUUGUACAUUGUACAAAUCCGCAAUCGAGGAGGUGAGCAUAUGGGGGUGGCCUUUACAGACUGCUGGAUUGCUCACAGCUGAAUUUUCUUCACGAUCAUUCACUAUCUUAUCCGGAAGAGUCACUGAGUGGUUCAAUGGUGAGGUCGGGUAUCAGAUUCGACACACAAAUAGUUCUUGGGUACAAGGAAAAUGGAGCAGCUCUGUUGUGCAACUAGAUCGCAGUACAUGGAUUCUUGAGUAUCGACGAAGCUCUUUAAUGGAAAAUGGACGAUUGAUUUCUGCAGCAAUAGAAUUCUUGAAAUUCAGGAUGAUGAGAGAGGUUCAAAAAAUGAAGCAGGAGUUCUGGUUGUUGUAUGCGCUUGGAAGACAGUACAGAGACUUUACAGGAGAAAGUUUCAGAGUCCCCACUUGAGAAAACUCCAUGGAUACUGGAGUCUCUUCAUCUUCCCUGAGCAGUUGACCAGUUCUCAUUACUUGUGAGAAGCUUUUGAUAAUCUUCUUGCUUUUAGCGUAGUUGUAUUUGUAUAAGGAGACCUCAAUCCCUCUGUUUUUUGUUCUUUAUGACUAUUUUAAAUUUCUCUUUUGCUCUACUUUGCUAAGAUCAAUAUGUACAUGCCAAUUCAUUGAUGAUACCCAAAAAUAGCAAAAUUUGAGGGUAACACGUGGAAACAAUUUGACG